CUCAACAUUUGAGAACCGGUGACGGAUAUACUUUUUCUUUUCACAACUUCACUUAUAAGUCAAACCAUAUUAUUUAUUCUGGUCUCAUGGAUUCUAGAACUUCUGUCUAUCUUGAGUAUCCAUGUGUCAUUUGCAAUGAUGUGCUCAGCCGUCCGCCUGUCCUCCUGAGCCAUAUGCAGCGCAAACAUAACAUAAACCUACCUGCUCGACCAUUCCGUUCCAGGCGUCCCAAGUCAAAUACUUAUCGUUAUGAGUUAGUUAAACCUCCUGCUGCAUCUCCAUGUCUUACUCAUGUUGCUUGCCCCUCUUGUUGGGAACAUACUGACAACCGUCAGCAGCUAUUACAACAUAUUAUGCAAGAACAUCUAGAUUCUGCUAAUUAUUAUGAAUUUAGUCGCCAAAUUCAAAUGACAAAAGGAGAUCCUUUUAGCCAACCAAUACCACAACCAAAUCAACAAGAACACGCCGUUGGUACCCAGGAUCACAGUUUAAAUAGUCAACCUUCUUACGAGCAACAGCAACGGCCAGGGCUUGACGCUCAAAACGAGCAACAACCUCGACAGUCAGGAAAUCAACCCUCCGGUAGUCAGGAUAAUAAUGCUACUGCUAAUGCUUUAAUCUGCGCGUUCGAUGAGUUGGUAAGGGAUCUCAAAAGACUCGUGUUUUCGGCUCCUGCUCCCACUGUCACGGCUUCGACUACUCUUAGCACACUUGCUAGCCGUAAAAAAAGACCAUCUGUUCGUCAAAAGCGUCGUGACUCGUUUGUUAGCUAUGAUACUGAUGGGAUUGACAGUACUGCAGAUUAUUUUCCUACUGCAAGCAGUGUUUCGAGCAGUUCUUCGAAUCUAAGCUUUCGAUGAUUGUUACAAGAAGGGAUCAUUGCUUC
Messenger RNA from Mycotypha africana, 886 nucleotides. RefSeq lists its product as uncharacterized. The record is from RefSeq and is a predicted model, not a curated record. The coding region runs from base 87 to 860 and encodes 257 amino acids. Lineage: Eukaryota; Fungi; Mucoromycota; Mucoromycetes; Mucorales; Mycotyphaceae. The transcript has a single exon.